AUGGACACUGAGGAUUGGGACACCCGAGGAGGGGGGAAAGUUCGCCACGAAGGAAGCGGAUGCCGUCUUGAUGACAAUGUUGCGCGAACAUUCACUGAAUCCUGUCCACUGCUCACAACCAAGGGCAAAGUGGCCAUCGGACUUGUGGUCGCUAUUGUAGUCUUCUUGAUUCUCAUCAUCUUUUACUGUCACCAACGCAAUAAGAAGUAA
Molecule: messenger RNA, 210 nt
Organism: Dibothriocephalus latus
Lineage: Eukaryota; Metazoa; Platyhelminthes; Cestoda; Diphyllobothriidea; Diphyllobothriidae
Source: the annotation of a GenBank genome assembly